Molecule: messenger RNA, 2631 nt
Organism: Trematomus bernacchii (emerald rockcod)
Lineage: Eukaryota; Metazoa; Chordata; Actinopteri; Perciformes; Nototheniidae
Gene: sncgb
Product: synuclein, gamma b (breast cancer-specific protein 1)
Exons: 6
Coding region: 233-592 (119 amino acids)
Biological process (GO): synapse organization; synaptic vesicle endocytosis; chemical synaptic transmission
Cellular component (GO): neuronal cell body; cytoplasm; axon terminus
Molecular function (GO): cuprous ion binding
Source: RefSeq, a predicted model, not a curated record
GGCUGUUUCCUCCCCCCUCUUCCUCUCAGUCUGCGUGUUGUAGCCCUGCUGUGCAGUCCUCUCAGCCCUCUGUUGUAGCACCAAAGGGAGGAGGAGCCACUGGCACACACACUCACACACACACGCAUACUCACAGACUCACACGCUCUCACAUCAUCUCUUUUGCACGCUCACUGUAAGCACCAACCAGGCCCGUUUGGAGCAGGCUAGCCCAGCCGUCUCGUCGCCCAAGAUGGAUGUACUAAUGAAGGGGUUCUCCAUGGCCAAGGAGGGGGUGGUGGCCGCCGCAGAGAAGACCAAAGCUGGCAUGGAGGAGGCGGCAGCCAAGACCAAGGAAGGGGUCAUGUAUGUAGGCAGUAAGACAAAGGAGGGAGUUGUGUCAUCAGUAAACACAGUGGCCAACAGGACCGUGGAUCAGGCCAAUAUUGUUGGAGACACAGCGGCUGCCGGGGCCAACGAAGUGUCACAGGGGAACGUGGAGGGGCUCGAGAACGUUGCAGCGUCAACUGGGAUGGUCAACCAGGAGGAGCCUGUAUACGAGGGAGAAUAUGGGGGAAGGGAGCAGGGUGGCGAAGGAGGAGAGGGGUACUAGUCGCCAUCCGGACCUCCCUCCCAUGCUCUCCAGCGGCCCCUCGCUCCCCUCGCCUCACUGUACCAGACUCCAGAUGUUCGACAUAUUUUUUUGUGACUUUACAGAACCAAAAUCAACUAAAACAGACUCUUCCGGAUGCCGCAUCGAGCCCCUACACUAUCUCCCCCUCUGCCUCGUCACUCCGUGAUGCCUCCCCCCAGCAGCGCUCUGCCACCUCACCCCGUCUCCUCCCCUCUGAUUUUCCCUCCACUGCCUGUCUUACCCUCGCCUCACCUGUGUGUUACUGUCGUCCUGAUAUGAAGCUUGGUGUUACAGCUCCCACGCAUACCAACCAAUAGAGUAACCUCACCCACAAGCACACACAAACAAGAGACACACCUUUAUUGUACACAUGCAUGAAACACACACAUACAGUACAUACCGCAGAUGCCAGCGCAGACACACACACACACUGGGCAAACAGGUGUAAACUGUAGGACAUUGUCUGGUGUGUAGAUACAGUUUAACCUCUGCAGUCCACAACAAUAACAAUAACUCACUGAGGGACUGAGGCAGGGUACAAGAGGGGGAGUAAUGCGCUGUUUGUGUGCCUGUGUGUUCAUGUUAGCUUAUAUGUGUGUGUGUGCAUGUGUAGCUGCUGGUGUAUAAAGUAACUCUCCAGAGGCGUGUGCAGGGAAUCGUUCUUUGAGGACAGAUAUCAUUCUGUUUUGUGUGCAGUAGUUAGAUAGUUAGCUACAGUAGACUGCAUGAACAGUUGUGUAGAAUGACGUCUCGUGUUGUAACUGUAGAGUAGCAGCUGCUCCGUGUAGCUUCGUAUGGCUUAGUGUGUGUUUGGCCUCGACGUUUAGAAACAGGGUUUUAACCAGGAAGCAAUACACAAUGCUCAUUUUUCUCAGCUGUUAGAGCGUAAACCUGAAUUGUGUUCAUGUGAUGCAUGAGAAAACAAGAGCAGUUAUUUCACAAGUAAUUUAACUUCAAAUGUUCAAGGAAUUUCUCAAAAACAAGCAAUGAGCUAAAUUAAAGUGAGAAGAAAACCAGUUUUUCAUUCCGAAAUUCUGAUUGGUUCAUGGGAAUUCAGGACAUGGUCUCCUUUUUCACCAGUGGCACAACAACAAGUGCUUAAAAUGCUGUACAAUACAGUUAGAGCAAAUUCAUUUGGUGGCCGUUCAAACAUCAUGGCUUGAGCAUUUCUCUCAAUGAAACAUAGCUUCAGAAUCUGUGGGAUGUUGUUUUCAAAGUAAGAGCUGCUUAAGGGGAAAUAUGAGCAGCUGAUACUGACAUCCUCUUGUUAUCGUGUAGUUGCUUUUUAGUCUUUGUGAAACUGGUUUGCAUGCCAUCAGGAGAAACCCUCACCGUGUGGACUUUAGUGUGUUAGUUCUGUGAUAACAAAAAUGAUGAUUCAAAGAGGCAGUCAGUCUGCAAAGAGAGCAGAAUUAACGUUUUUUUUUAAUGUUUAUCAUGGAUCAGCUUUUUGUGUAGUUAUAUGUACAGCUUGAAUUCUGGGAUGUGUAGUUGUUUUUUAGGGUCGUUUUUAUUUCACACUAACAAGUCUGUACCCUGGCUGUUCGGGAGCUCCCGCCCAUCAACUGUCUCAGCCAAUCAGAGGAUUCCCUAUUCCUCUCAGUCAGUGUGAUGCCACCUUUCACUGCUUGUCUGCCCAGCCUUGGUGUGUGUGUCUGUAUGCACUGUAUGUGUGUGUUUAUAUAAAUAUAUGUGUGUGCGUUAAUAUAGAACCGGGUCAGCCAGCAUAGUGUGUGUGUGUUUGUGUCUGGAGCAGGUUUGUGUGUUUUUACUUUGAGGCCAAUGGAAACUGAUGACUGCAUGUUGCCUUAUCAAGCAAUCUGACAUUCACACUCACAGAUUACACGCAACAUCACAGUACCAACACAUACACAGCACACUUUAAACAACACGCAAUCACAAAUCCCAACUCGCAUACACAAACACAAAUCACACACCAUGUUUAAGUUGGCAUCAAAGCAGACUCGCUGAUUUUAUAAACAGUACCAGUGAAAUUAAAAAGGUUUUGUUGAAAUCCA